AUAAAUGAAAUGGUGCUUUAUCAUGCGCGGAAUGCACUUAAAGGCAUGGUACGUCCUCAGAGUUUAAAGAUUUGUCAAUUCCAAAUCAACACGGGCUUCAUACCGGAACAAGAAACAUUGAUAACAUUUUCCUCGAAUGAUCUCGAUGAUUUACCGGAUGCCGAUCAGGUUCCUCAUGACUUUUAGGUUUCGCUGUCGUUGAGUUUCACGGAUAACGAAUUUCCGCCGAGUAGGAAUCCUCCUUGGUUACCAGCAAAGCCCAUAAGAAACGCACAACAUAUAUUUAGUUCGCAAUUAGAAUUCGAGGAAAUGGUGGAUAAUUUCGUGACAAAACCUAGUUCGAUCAACAAACCUACGCCUGUUAGGUCAGCUGCUUCCGUAGAUAACGCCUAUUUUACCAGAUGCUACCGAAAUAAAGCAAGAGGAUGUACCUCGAAUCCAACCUCAACCAUCACCACCAAUAGACAUGCUCAAUUUAAACCAGCCCCAACCCCAGCUGCCGGUGCAAGAUCCACAAGCCACAACGAGUGACGCUAGUUUCGAUUUGCUUGGAGCAUUCGGGGAUGAUAAUUCAUCUGGCAUUGGCUCGGCUCCAAUACCUGAUAUUUUAGAAAUUAAUGUACAACCAACUUCAAAUGUCAACCUUGAUGAUAUCUUCGGCUCAGUUGCUUCAUCGGCGCCGAAAAUCAACGUGGAGUUUAAUAGUUUUUCUGUAAACCAGCCGACACCAACUUGUGCAAACCAACCUGGUGUAUUGGUGUGUGUCGCGUCAGUCUCAGCAAAAUAGUCUUGCAUCAACAACCAGAGCUCAGUACGUCAUAGUUAUUUUUCUUCUCUGUUUUUGGAAGCUAGUGCAAUGAGGUAUAGUUUUAAUAAACAUUUAUUCGAUUUGAAAUUUUUA
Rhagoletis pomonella (apple maggot) is the source of this 901-nucleotide messenger RNA. RefSeq lists its product as uncharacterized. The coding region runs from base 467 to 787 and encodes 106 amino acids. The record is from RefSeq and is a predicted model, not a curated record. The transcript has 3 exons. NCBI's taxonomy places the organism in Eukaryota, Metazoa, Arthropoda, Insecta, Diptera, Tephritidae.